This is a messenger RNA of Tachysurus vachellii, 1478 nucleotides long. Its product is annotated as probable G-protein coupled receptor 34. Gene Ontology annotation, cellular component: membrane. Gene Ontology annotation, biological process: G protein-coupled receptor signaling pathway. NCBI's taxonomy places the organism in Eukaryota, Metazoa, Chordata, Actinopteri, Siluriformes, Bagridae. Gene Ontology annotation, molecular function: G protein-coupled purinergic nucleotide receptor activity. The coding region runs from base 152 to 1234 and encodes 360 amino acids. The transcript has 2 exons. The record is from RefSeq and is a predicted model, not a curated record.
GAGGAAAAGGUUUCAAAGAGUAUAUAGCGCAAAAUUUAAGGUGGAGAGUUUUUAUCAAUAAUAAUAACAAUUGGCACAGUAGCACAGGGCGGCAUUCCCGAGGCUGUGAAACAGUACUUUGUGGUUACCUGAAUGAAAAACACGCAAUAUAAUGGCAGAGUACAAUUUCUACAAGACCGUCCCUAUAAUCCCCAGUACUGCAGGAAUACAAAAACCAAAUAAUCUAACCACAACAUGCUUUAAUAACACUUUGAAUGAUGGCACUCUCCGGGUUCCACUAGCCGUCUUCUACUCACUCUUCUUCCUGUUUGGAUCAGGAGGCAACAUGCUAGCCCUCUGGGUGUUCCUGCGAAUACAUUCCAAGAAGAAUUCAGUGCGCAUCUUCCUCAUCAACCUGGCUCUGGCGGAUUUGGUCCUCAUGACCUGUCUGCCCUUCCGUGUGGUUUACCAUGCCAAUAAUAACUGCUGGAACAUGCAUCCUGUGUUCUGCAGGGUAGUGGGCAAUGUUUUCUACAUGAACAUGUACGUAAGCAUUUUUCUGCUGGGGGUUAUUAGUAUAGAUCGUUAUGUGAAGCUGCAGAAGAUCUGGAGAAAGCAGAGGUUCCUCAGCAGGAAGCAGAGCAUUCUCACAUGUUGCCUCCUCUGGGUAACAACUGCUGUCUUCAUAACACCUCUAAUUGUCUUGGGUGAAGAUCAUACGUCAUCAGAAAAGUGUUUCGAGUACAAACACCUGCGGAAUGCCAAAUGGAAGGCUUACAUAAACAUUGCUGUUGUGUUUGCUUUCUGGGUGGUCUAUGGCACUCUUGUAACCUCUUAUGGGAAGAUAGCAAUGGGGUUGCUUCAGAUCUCUAAGGAGAAGCCAGACUUUCCAAAUGCAGCCAAGUACAGCAGAACAGCUCGGAAGUCCUUCUUUGUGCUCUUUCUCUUCACCUUGUGCUUUGUACCCUAUCACAUUGUGAGGAUCUUUUAUAUCUACUCACAGAUCACAGAUGUUUCGUGUCAGUGGAUUCAGUUAGUGGACAAGAUGAAUGAGUUAUCUCUGUUGUUGUCUGCAUUCAACAGCUGUCUGGAUCCAGUGAUGUACUUUGUGCUAUGCAGCUCAGUGCGCAGGACGGUACUGCAGAUACUGCAAAGAAACUUCUGUCAGAAGACUUCUGACUACAGCAGUUCGAGCUACGAUAAGGGAACAAACCAAAGGGAGCAGGCUACACAAAGCAAUACCAGCACGUUGUAAAGAAAGCCCAUUAACAUCAUUUACCCAAAUACAUGAAUGUAAAUACAUAAAAUGGCUAUUCCACUCUGUUCACUAUGCAGUUUGGAAAUCUGUUGUUAUUAUUCUAAAUAAGCAUCAUCAUUCAAAGUACAGUGAUACCUCGAGAUGCUCGUAUCUCAUAACAAUUUUCCCCGUUUAAAUGAAUUGAAAUCCCAUUAAUCCUUUCCAGAUCGCAAAAUUCCACUCCAGUUGUUUUGUUUAGGUG